Molecule: messenger RNA, 9669 nt
Organism: Musca domestica (house fly)
Lineage: Eukaryota; Metazoa; Arthropoda; Insecta; Diptera; Muscidae
Gene: pyd
Product: tight junction protein ZO-1
Exons: 15
Coding region: 626-8599 (2657 amino acids)
Biological process (GO): protein localization to cell-cell junction; cell-cell adhesion; cell-cell junction organization
Cellular component (GO): bicellular tight junction; plasma membrane
Molecular function (GO): cell adhesion molecule binding
Source: RefSeq, a predicted model, not a curated record
AUUGUUGUCUGCUUUUAGUUGUGUUUGAGGAUUUGAGUUGUUGAGGUUUGGAGCGCGCACGAGUUACAAUUUUGUAUUUUGUCCAUUAAAAAAUAGCCGCGUCCGCAACGGUUUGUUUUGAAAAGAAAACCCUAAAUCGCAAAAUAAGAAAAGAAACGAAAAGGUUUAACGAAAGAAAGGAAAACAAAACACGCCAGCCAGCCAGCCAUUACGGUUUACAAGUGUCAAAUGCGCGGCGUGAUUUGUUGUUAUUUGAGUGAGACGAAAUAAAAAACAGGCAAAAAUAAAAAAAAUAUUGAAAAGAAUAAAAUUACAGUUGUCGGAAAAGAGAAUUUGGCAAAGAAAUUAAACAAAAAGGAAAUUGUUUAUAAAAAAAAGAAAUUAAAAAAGUAAAUAAAGAAAGGUGUGCACAAAGCAGAGAUAAUAAAAAUGAUGUGCUAAACAUGAGUGAUGUUAAUAACAACAACAACAACAUCUGCAAAAAAAUAAUGGAAAAUGUGCAAAAUUAGCAAAAAAUUCUUGAAAAUGUUUUGAAAAAUAAAAAGAAGCAGAAAAUUAAAAAAAAAAAUAAAAUAUUGAAAGAAAAUAACAAAAAAUCAAGUGAAAGAGGAAAAAAAAUUAUUAAAUGAGUGAUAUUCCCCCCUCUAACAACACGACGGCACUCAACAUGUCCCGUGAAGAGGAGGAAGAGGAAGUGCGCACUUUGUUGGAACGCCAUCAGGAGCGUAUACGCCUGGAUUUGGGCAACACAGAUUUGUUGGCGGUUUUGGUGAAAAAUUCCGUUCUCAGUCAAUCGGAGGAGGAUUUGUUGCUGAAACCCUAUAAUGCGGGUGGUGGUGGUGGGGGCCAGAACUCGGCACCCUCCAGUGUGGGCGUGACAAAACGUAAACUCAGUGCUGUGAUUAGCAACGCCAGCAGUGGUACCACAGGAAGUACUGGUGGCAGUAGUACUGCCAGUGGUGGAGGUACCACCACUGGAAUUGUUGGCAUUGGCGGUCAAUUGUCACGCAGCGCCAGCAUCAACAGUGACCAUCAACAGCAAACGUCUGCCAGUGUCACGGCCGGGGAUAAUCGUUCCAUCACGCCCUCCGUGCAGGGUGUAACUCUAAAUUCGGCCGAUUCCAUUAGUGAAUCGGCAUAUUCGACCAAGGAUGAAUUGAAAUCGGAUACCUAUAAUGAUGCUGAUAUUCUGCGCAUGCAGUGCUCGACACUGAUCGAGAUCAUUGCCAAGAAUGGUUUUGAAAAAUUCAAACAAUUCUGUUAUGCCAUCGAAAAUGAAUGCCCACAGCUGAUUGAGGAUUUAAUUAAUGAUCGCUUAAAGUGUGAUGGCACCUUCGAUGAGGAGAAAAUCAACGAAGACAAAUUGCAAAAGGAAAUCGAUACCAUUGAAUACAUUGACAAGGACAAAGAAAAUGAACGCAAUCGUCGUGCCGUCAGCUAUGGCGGUGUCACCAAUGCCACAUCGAUGACCACCCUGCCACGGGCUGCCCCCCGUCGCAUGAACCUCAUGAAGGAACCACCUCCACCGCCGCCACCCAAACCCAUACUAUUGCAACAACAAACAUCAGUGCAGUCUGCCUCGACCGUAACCACGACCUCAACCCUGUCCAUACCCAGUAAAUAUCCACAAUCUGAAUAUAAUUUGAUACAGAAAAUCGAUUCAACCUCAACAUUGACGGCUCCGGCUCAGUAUCAGGCCCAGAAUUACUAUGCCAAUACGGCAAGCAUUCAUGCUGGCGGCGGGGGCAGUAGCAAUUACUCCUCACUGCUGUGUCACUCAAGUUCGACCACAAGCCCUCUGGCUGUGCGUAAGCGUGAGAAAUUAUUGCAUCGUUUCAGUGAUGCUGCCACGCUGGGACGCAAACUGAAGAAGAAGAAAAACAUUAACCGCACUUGUCGUUCGAUGACGGAGGCCAUUGAAAUGCUGGCCGAUCCGGUGAUUGAAGAUGAAUUUUUUGGUGAUCGUACAACAUGGGAGUACCACACAGUGUCGGUAACUCGUGUGCCGGGCUAUGGUUUUGGUAUUGCCGUUUCCGGUGGUCGUGAUAAUCCACAUUUUGCCAAUGGUGAUCCUUCAAUUGCCGUUUCAGAUGUCUUAAAAGGCGGACCGGCCGAGGAUCGUUUACAAGUCAAUGAUCGCAUUAUUUCCGUCAAUGGUGUGUCACUUGAAAACGUCGAAUACGCCACAGCUGUACAAGUUUUACGUGACAGUGGUAAUACCGUAACAUUGGUGGUGAAACGACGAGUUCCACUCAAUACAGUCAUAGCAAAUCAACAACAACAACAGCAACAACAACAAAUGCAGCACCAGCAACAACAACACAAUAUGAAUGGCUUAAAUUCUAUGCCACAGACGAAUGGCAUCAAUUCGAUGGUGGUGCCACCCAAUCCCACAGCCAUGAGUCAGCCAAAUUCCCUGAAUUCAUCAUUGGUCCAGGCCACUGGUCCAGGAAUGGGUCAACCCAUCAAAGUGACUCUAACGAAAAAUUCGAAAAAAGAAGAUUUUGGCAUUGUACUCGGAUGUCGGCUCUUUGUCAAGGAAAUCUCAUCAAAAGCUCGUGAUCAAUUGGCUGCCAAUGGCUAUUCCCUGCAGGAGGGUGAUAUUAUUACACGCAUACACAACACGAACUGUGCCGACACGAUGAGUCUGAAGGAGGCCAAAAAGAUCAUUGAUGGCUGUAAGGAACGUUUAAAUUUGGUGGCCUUGCGUGAUAUAACCAAUCAGCCGCCGAUCACGGUGGUCAAUCAGCUGAAUAAUUCCAGUGCAACCCAGGCGAACAUUUAUGGUACCCAUCAACCUCAGCUAUCAAAUUGUAGCAAUAAUUUAGAUGAUCCCUAUUUGAAUGGUGGUGCCACAUAUUCCUCACAGAAUCUAUAUGUCCAACCGCCUACCAGGACGCCCAAUAAUGGACCCAUGAAUGGGCUGAUGGAUGAGAAAAGUAAUUUGACGCCACGUGGAAGAUCAAGGGGACCCAUUAUGGAGGGUGUGUCACUGCAACAACUGGAUAGGCCUGUGACACCAACAAAUGGCCAGGGAGGACGUUCGCGCAUUGAUGAACCACCCAGGCCACCACCACCAAGAGCUGGUGGAGGUGGACCAGCCGUUAAUGGCGGUGAGGAUUUCUACAGCUCCAGACGCCAACUCUAUGAAGAUGAUCCCCUGACAAGAUCACGCCAGUCCUCUGAGCCUCGUUUUAUAUCAUUCCAAAAAGAGGGUAGUGUUGGAAUACGCCUUACCGGUGGCAAUGAGGCUGGCAUUUUUGUCACUGCCGUCCAGCCGGGCUCACCAGCCUCUCUACAGGGUCUAACGCCGGGUGAUAAAAUCCUCAAAGUCAACGAUAUGGAUAUGUUGGGUGUAACCCGCGAAGAGGCUGUACUCUUCCUACUCUCCCUGCAAGAUCGUAUCGAUCUCAUUGUCCAGUACUGCAAGGAGGAAUACGACGAAGUGGUAAACAAUCAACGUGGCGAUUCGUUCCACAUUAAAACACAUUUCCAUUGCGAUAAUCCUUCUAAAGGUGAGAUGGCUUUUAAAGCUGGUGAUGUCUUCCGUGUCAUUGAUACGCUGCAUAAUGGUGUGGUGGGUUCGUGGCAAGUGUUGAAAAUUGGUCGUGGCCAUCAGGAAAUGCAGCGGGGUGUUAUACCGAACAAAUCGCGGGCCGAGGAGCUGGCAACGGCACAAUUUAAUGCUACCAAAAAGGAGAUGAAUGCCAGCGAGUCAAGGGGCAAUUUCUUCCGGCGAAGGAGAUCCACCCAUCGCCGUUCCAAGAGCUUGUCUCGAGAAAACUGGGACGAUGUUGUGUUCUCCGAUAGCAUUUCGAAAUUCCCAGCCUAUGAGAGGGUGGUGCUACGCCAUCCCGGCUUUGUGAGACCCGUUGUUAUAUUUGGUCCCAUUGCCGAUUUGGCUCGUGAAAAGUUAGCCAAGGAUUAUCCCGACAAAUUCUGUACACCGCUGCAGGAUGAUGACAAAACGACCAAUUCCAAAUGUCGCAUUGUACGUCUCUCAAAUAUUCGUGACGUCAUGGAUCGGGGCAAACAUGCCCUACUCGACAUAACCCCCAAUGCUGUGGAUCGCCUGAAUUAUGCUCAAUUCUAUCCGAUUGUCAUAUUCCAAAAGACCGAUAGUAAACAUGUUAUCAAACAACUACGUCAAGGCAUGCCCAAGUCGGCACACAAAAGUUCCAAGAAGCUGUUGGAACAGUGCCAGAAACUGGAACGUGUAUGGUCUCAUAUCUUUAGUACACACAUUGUGUUGAACGAUGAGGAGAGUUGGUAUCGUAAAUUACGUGAUGCCAUCGAUCUGCAACAGAGCGGUGCCGUUUGGAUGUCAGAAACUAAGCCUGUUGAGUCCUUAUCCGAUGACUUCCUAUUCCCAAUGACCUCAAAUCGUUUGUCGUAUGCAUCAAGUCCUGAAUCUGAUUUGGAAUUAAGUCCCGGCCCGUCGACAUCAUUAUCUUUGGGCAAUUUGCCACAGUUGGUAAAAUCCAAUUCGGAUCCAUCGAUUGCCACAAAUCAGGAUAACUUGGAUAGGGAUAGAGACAUAAUUGGUGAAGGAUUACCACCUCCAUAUACGAUUCCCUUUGAUCAUUCCAAUACUACUACCACUACUCAGCCUCCACCGAGUCGUCGACAAACUAUGGACACUAGUAAAUAUGGUGGCUAUUCAUCUAAUUCUAAUCUUCUUAAUUCUUCUGAUCCCUCAACACCAUCGACGCGACCACAGUCGUUGUAUGGCAUCAAUGCACCCGAUCUACCGCCACGCAUCGAUCGCCAGUCGAAACCGGGACCCAAUGAUAUUGUGGUGACACCCUCCAGCACGAAUACACCAUCACGUUCGAACAGUUCGGGUGGUACGUUGGGACGUUCGGCCCAAGAGCGUCUCUUUGGCAAGGCCAUUGUGAGUGAUGAUGUGCAGGCGGAAUAUAUUUCAAGAAAUGCAGCCAACGCUCUUCAAGCCAACCAACCACCACCCACCGGUGCGGAUCCAACUACCAUGGAUAGACAUCAUGCCUCUUUGGAGCGGCAGGCUCGUCUCAAUGCUGCCGCCCAAUCGAAAAUACCCGGUGCUCCAACUUCGGCAACUGCCUCGGCCAUAAGUACACCCCAGCAGCAAAAUGGUUCCAGCUAUGACAGUGUCUCUAGCUAUGAUUCAUACAAUGCCUCACAGCUGACCAUGCAAAAUUUGGGACGUCUGGGUCCCAAUGCCCCCGAUGAUCUCAAAUCAGUGCCAAAUGUUAAUGCUGGACGUCCUUUGCCGCCAGUAGGCAUGGCUGGCCAAACAGCCGACUAUGCCCGUACAACCCACGAUCAUCGUCAAUAUGGCGGCGGUCCCAAUGAUUUGAAUCGUCAAAGUAGUCCCGGCAGACCACCGUAUCAUGAUAUGAAUGCUGCAAGAAAUAUAGAUCCUCGUAAUGGCACACCCCAACGUCCUUCGAAUUUGGGUCUUGAGGGCAGUCCACGUAAAGUUGAAACCAAAACUGAUUAUGGAAAAUAUAGUCGUAAUAAUUCUGCCUCACAAGCCGAUUACAAUAAGAUACCCAAGAAUCCGGGUAUGCCUCAUAUGGUUAUACCACCACCCAAUGUCAAUGGCAAUAUGAAUGGCAGCAGUGCUGGACCCCAGGCAGCGGCAAGUGGACCAUUCAAACCGGUACCACCACCAAAACCCAAAAACUAUCGUCCUCCAUUGCAAAACGCUGGCAAUGGUAAUGGUCCCAAUCAAUGGGAGAAUCAGGAACCCGGUUCACCACGCUCUCCCAAUGGCUUCUAUUACCCGCCGGCUCCGCAACAUCAUCAUUAUGGCCAGCAAACACCUGGAUCUCCACAUGCCAAUGCAAAUAUGCAGCCAACCUAUGGCACAAAUAAUAAUUAUGGACCACCACCAAAUGCCACGGGUUAUCCACCGGCCAAUGGUUACAAUGGCAAUGCCACAACACAUCAUUACAAUGGUGGUAGUGGCACGGGACCAUAUAUUGCACCCCAUCGUGGUAUGCCACCUCCCAUAGAUUUAGCUGGUAGUCGUGAACAAAGAGGUUCAGCCUUUGAGUUAUAUCGUAAACCUCAAAUUGGCACAGCUGGACACCAUCACAACAUGAGCGAAAUGGAGUCAUAUGAACAACAACAGCAACACCACCACCAACAACAACAAGAACAACAAGAAAUCUAUGAUGACUUUUAUACCAUGCAACCACCACCAGCACCACAUCCUCAACAUCCACCGCCAAGAUCUCGGUCAGUACCCAGAUAUCCCCAUGAACGUCCACCACACGCACAAGAUCCAAAUUAUUAUGAUUAUGGAGGGCAGCCGCCUCCAUUGCCUCCGGCCCAUCCACAUCAACAGUAUUAUAAUGACAUGAAUGAUAUGCCACCACCCUUGCCACACAAGACGAAAAAGAAAUCGGUAUUGAAAAGACCUUUGACGGCCAUUAAAAAUGCUUUUAUGAAAAGUACACGUCCUCUGCGAAGGAUAAAUAGCAUGUCCGAUCCCGAUAGGAAACCAAGUAAGUCGGCAUUGCGUAGACAAAAUUCAAUGCUAGAGCGAGGCAUGCAAAGGCCCUACUAUCCCGAUGAAUAUCCCACAUAUCCGGCUGGAUUUGAUGAACGAUACUAUGGUGGAGGACGGGGACGUAGUGUGCCACCAAAUGCCAUGAGAGGGCGAGAACAGUAUUAUGAUCAGGUGCCACAGAACUAUGGUACGGUACCCUAUCCUCCGCAUCACUAUCAGCAACAGCAGGAGAUAAUGAAUAGUACCUAUCAGAAUUUGGGGGAAGAAGAUAUUUAUGGCCACAUGGGCACAGUGCCGGGAAGAGAGCACAUGUCACGAGAACGCUCAUAUGAUCCCUAUGGGGCUAACUACCCCGAACAGGAUGACAUCUAUGCCAAUCGUGCCUGCAUUGAUUUAGAGCGCAGACAAAUGGAGGCGGCACAAAAUCGUAAUGGCAAGAGGAUUAUGAGACGUCAUAGCACCACAACAGCGGAUCGUGCCAAUGGAAGACGAAUACUGAUGCCAGCCAAUCCGCAAGGAAAUUAUGAACAAGAUGAUAUCUAUCAAAGUAAACAGGGGGCCUAUAUGCUGGACAAUCAGCGAAGAGCUCCCAAUUCAGAAGUUAUGGCAAGGAGACGAUUCUAUCCGGGUGCGGCCAAUGAACAGGCUGAAAUCCAUGAGCCAGUCUAUCAAUCUCGGCGGGAGAUGCAGCGGGAAAUGCAGCGCAGCCACCUCUAUCAGACUAAAAAAGAAAUGCAGGAUCGUAUUACCCAGGGUAAAAGGGAAAUGGAACGAGAAUUUAGUCCCCAAAGUGGUGGUAGUCAAUCGGAAAAAUCCGAUGAUAAAUCCGAAAAGGAGCCCAUCUAUCAAUCGCGAAGAGAGGUCAAAGAAAGUGCCCUCAAGACACGAGCCCAAUUGAGGGAACAAAUCUAUCAGACAAGGCGGGAGACCUUAGAUAGUAUGGCCGAACCGUCAUAUGUCUCCAAGAGAGAUAUGGGUAGGCCAGAACCCAUUUAUGAGACAAAAGAAGAAAGCAUUUUGCAAUCAAGAGAAAAUGAAACGGAUGAAAAGAAGGAGGGUAAAACCGAAAUAAAUACUCAGGCAGAGAUAAAUCAUGAAACGGGACGUCUUAGUCCCACAGAGUUACAAAAAUCCUGUGAUACCGUAAUUGAGGCGGCGGCUGCAGCCCCCUUGGCCAAAAACGAGGAAGAUGAUUUCGAGGAAGCAGAAGCUACAGCCAGGGAUUUCGAUAGAUCUGAAAUGCCCACAGUCAUUGAAAAUAAACACAAUCAGGGUAUGUUGGAGCAGACUACCAUUGAGGUUAAUAAUGAGACCCAGGAUAUCUCUGAUGAUGUGUUUGAAACGCCACAAGCGGUGUCCUCACCCUUGGUGGUGGAAGGACCACCCAUUGAACCGUUGGAACCACCAAAACCCACAUUGCCACUAACACCCCGUUCCAGUCGGGCACCUUUUCACAUUUCAAAUAUUCUAAAAAGAACCGGUCCACCACCCCUUAAGAAAAUCAGUGAUAGUCGUACAUCCAUUGAAACGCAUUACACAUCGCAGGCUAGUCUGCCCGUGGGCCCACCAAAUGCCACAAGUACUCCGUACACAAGUAAUAUGUCAUUGCCCAUAGCGGGACCGGUACCAACUUCAGCCCCAGCGGCUGCUUCUAUACCUGGCAAAGGAUCAUUCCCCACUCAACCGCGAGAGCCAACCACAUGUCGUGGUAUAUUCGAUUCAAAUGGUGGCACUCUGGCCGAUAAUGUAUGGAAUGUUUCACUGGAAAUACCACCCGGUGCCAUUGCACCCGGUGUGCGUCAGGAAAUCUAUUUUACUGUCAGUGAUCCUCGUAUGGGUCAGGCUGUUGGUGGUCCACCAUUGGAUAUGGAAAAUGGUGAAACAAUGCUCUCUCCCCUUGUAAUGUGUGGCCCGCAAGGUCUUGAAUUUUUAGUACCAGUUACCCUCAAUAUACCACACUGUGCCGGACGAACAACAUCCUUGGGUUUGGCACUGAAAGCCACAGAUAGUGAAAAGAACAUACACACCGAAUGGGAUAAUAUUGAUUUGCCCAGUAAUGCGGCAGCCCACACAGUCUCCGUUAAAGUAGAUCAUUUCUAAAAUAAAUAAAAAUUAGUUAUACUUUAGCUAUUAUAUAUAAGUUAUUAUUAAAAACAAAAAGAGAUAAUCAAUGUAUUAUUUGCAUGUAAAUAUUCAUUACAAAAAAUUGUUUUAUAGUUUUAUAAAGAAAAGAAAAACGAACAACAUUCAACAGAAAACUAGACGCAAUAACGCUAUGAUAAAGUCAUGGGUAUAGUUUGUGCCUUGAGCAAAUAAAAAAGAAGGAGAGGAAAAUAAAUGGGAAGUCAGUGAUGAAACCCCACCCCCUCCCAUUAUAAUUUAAAAUUAAAACGAACGACUUUCAAAAAAAGGUGCAUGAUUUUUGAAAGGAAACGACGAUGCAGUAAAUAAUUUUUAAAUUUAAGAAUAAUAUUACAAUAAAAAAACAAAAUCCUAUUGACACAGCAUGUAUUUUGUAAAUAUUUAUAGCUAUUAUUUUUUUAUUCUAUUGAACUUAUUAUUAUAAUAUUUUGUUUUUAUAUAUUAUAAACAUUAGUUAUGACCUAUCAUUUCUUUUCUCUCUCACAAAACAGAAAACAAAACGUAUGAACAUAAAAAACGAUAUUUAAUUUUAGUUACCUUUCAUUUAAUUGUUUAUUAAUUUUAAGCAUUUUAAAUGUUUAUUUCUGUUUCAAGCAACAAAUUCUUAUUUUUUUCUGUAUGCUUUAAAUAUGUUUAAAAAAAACUUCUAAAUAUUUAAUUUUUUCUAUUAAUAUGGUUCGAAGAAUUGAAAAAAAAAAACUUCAAAGCUAAUGCAAAUGAAUGUUAUAUUUUUAAAUGUUAAAACAAAAAAACAACAACCUCGUCGUUAAAUAACACUUGAAAAAACUAUUAUAAUUUGUUUGUAAUACAUUAUAAUAUUAAUAUAAUUAUUAUAUUAUAGCUAUACUCAUAACUACACUAUUCACAUUUAUUCUUAUAUAUAUGAAAACAAAAAACAUACAUAUUUACAAUACAUACGACAACAUACUCCAAUCCACACAGAGAAGAAUAAAUCAUUACAAAAUAAAUAAAACAAAACCACAAAAAUAAUAAAAAAGCUUCAAUAAAAAAUUAAAUAAAAUAAAAAA